Myxocyprinus asiaticus (Chinese sucker) is the source of this 2129-nucleotide messenger RNA. RefSeq lists its product as uncharacterized. The record is from RefSeq and is a predicted model, not a curated record. The transcript is spliced from 7 exons. The coding region runs from base 60 to 953 and encodes 297 amino acids. Lineage: Eukaryota; Metazoa; Chordata; Actinopteri; Cypriniformes; Catostomidae.
CUUUCACUUUCAUCAUGUGAAAAUCACGUAUAUCAACUGAGCUCGAAGCCGCAGACGACAUGUGGACUUUUUUUCCAGAACAUCGGAUGAAAAUGAAGUUCUUCUUUUAUUUGCUCACUGUGUGUUUUUUACUCGAUGAUGGUGUGUUUGGUGUUGAUGAAAUGAAGACGUCAGUGUCAGUGAUGGAGGGAGAUUCUCCUACUUUACACACUGCUGUUACUGGAAUACAAAAUGACAAAUCAGAUUUUAUUAAAUGGUUUUUUAAUCUCAAUCUCAUAGCUCAAAUCAGGGGAGAUCUCAGUAAGUUCUGUACAGAUGUGAAGUGUGAGACUGGUCAGGAGAGAUUCAGAGACAGACUGAAGCUGAACAAUCAGACUGGAUCUCUCACCAUCAAGAACAUCAGUAUUACAGACUCUGGAGAUUAUCUACUAAAGACCAUCAUCAACAACACCAAUGAUGAGAAGACAUUCACUGUCACCGUCCAACCUGGUGUGUCUGGUGCUGAAAUGAAGAUAAAGUUGAUGAUUGAAGGAGAUUCUGUCACUCUACACACUAAUGAUACUGUAAAACAGGGAGAUGUUGUGAUGACGUGGUAUUUCAAUGACACUCGUAUAGCUGAAAUGAAUGAAGAUCCCAGUAAGAGCUGUACAGAUGUGACGUGUGAUGAAGGUGCUGAGAGAUUCAGAGACAGACUGAAGAUUGACCAUCAGACUGGAGAUCUCACUAUCACAAACACCACAACUACAGACUCUGGACUUUAUCAACUAGAGAUCAGCAGCAGUAUCAGCAGCAGCUGCAGCGUAAAGAGCUUCAGUGUUAAUGUCAGCGUAUCAGAUAAACAAACUUCAGAUCCAGGUCUGUCUUCUGGUGAUAUAGCAGGAAUAUGUGUUGGUGUUCUGGUUGUCGUUGUAACUGCUGGUGUGAUUUAUUAUCGCUGUAAGAUCUCAAGAUGAGGACAAAAUGGCAUCGAGAUGCAGCACAAUGUUCAGGAGGAUGGUGGAGAGAACAAGAUUCCUUUGGUGAAUAUUUCAGGACAGGAGAGAGGACAGGAAAAGAGAGAGCGGAUACAACUGAAUGACUCGACAACAGUUUGGUCAUCUGAUGCAUCAUGAAGUGUCAUUCAUUAAUCGUGUGUUAUAUAAGUGGAGUGUGUGUAAGAAGGGGACAUGAUGUGGUAUUUAUAAAUAUACUGUAGGUAUCGAUCAGGAAUUCCGGCUGCUGUUCCGGUAUAACGUUGCUCUGAUGGAGGAUCAGUUUCCUCACCUCAAAUCCAAACCUCAUUUACUAUUAUGAAAGUGAAAGCUGACUCGAGAUCAGUGCAGCUGAAUUUAUCUUCAAUAUGAGCCGGCACUGAGAUGACUGAUGAUCAUAAACUCAUCAGACUCAUGCCUUAAACUUGUGAAGAAGACUUUCUACUCUAGAUUUUAUCUUAACUUCCAAAUAUUCUCUUCUGCGCUGUGUUUGUCGGUGGGAACCGUAUAUGAUUAUGGCGUUUUGUUCAUUUAAAGCGGUUCAACAGUUUAAUUUUACUGCUGCUGGAAAGAUUUGGUGCUUAAUAGAAACAAAAAGCUCAUACAGACUUUCUCUAGUCUUGAGUUGAUUAAUUAUCAGAGUACUGGAAUCUGAUUCUCUGUGUAAAGAAAAGCUUUCUGAACAGUGAUGGAUGUGUCUUUCGUCAGAUCAUCUGAAGCGGUUCUCAAACAUUUCAGGAGAGUUUCAACAUUUGAUCAAAUAAGAACAAGUAAAUGUUCCUUUUAAUUUUUUAUUUCUCUUAAGGACUGUAAGCAACACACACGUGCCACAUUUUGAGAACUAUUAAUGUGCCUGUAGUUAAGAUAAAUAUACAAUCCAAAACCCUCAUCUAAGCAUGUUAUUAUAUUAAUGAUAUGCAUCGUUAGUAAACAAACCUGUAGUCAAAUUCAAGCACAUAAAAGAUAAAUGAGUUUGAGUACUUUUUUGAAAACUGAAUCUAGUGUUUCAGAGUCAAGAGGCCAGUUUUAAAGCUUUUAUAUAAUGUGAGCACAUGAGAUAUCAGCACUCCACAAUCCUGAAGCAGUAAUGUAUAUGAACUUUGAAAUAGUCUUAAACAAGCAAAGUUAUAUCAAACUUAAUGAGAAAUAAAAAAACAA